This is a messenger RNA of Amphimedon queenslandica, 1260 nucleotides long. RefSeq names its product kelch domain-containing protein 3-like. The record is from RefSeq and is a predicted model, not a curated record. Bases 115 to 1260 code for a protein of 381 amino acids. Lineage: Eukaryota; Metazoa; Porifera; Demospongiae; Haplosclerida; Niphatidae. Gene Ontology annotation, molecular function: protein binding. The transcript is spliced from 6 exons.
GUUUCUGCACGUGGUCACUAAUAAAACUGAGUAGAGGUGUGGUCUAAGUGAUAAUUAAUUUGUUGGAAUGUUAGGCGUGGCUCGUUGUUUACUAAUGUUUAGAAGAGCUAGAGGAUGUCUGGAAAAAGUUUCAAAAUAAGAGCUAAGCACAAAGCUCCUGUAAUAGGGGAGUCCCUCUACCUGUGGGCUGGGAGCCAGGUUAACUUACCUGCAGUUCAUGAAUCACUUCAAAAGAAGGAUCUGACCUCAACAGUUGAUGUGUACCAGCUUUCUGCUGCUGACUGGUCCUCUCACCUAACAAGAGGUACUCCUCCAUUAGGAGUAAUUGGCUACUCCUGUACCACCUCUCAUUCUAAUAUUUACUAUUUCGGUGGAUAUUGUGGUCAUGAUGACUGUUACCACAAUACGUUGAAUGUACUGAAUACGAUAAAGAUGGAGUGGACUUUAUGCAGUAAUGCUGAACAGUCGUUGAUGAAGAAAGGCUAUGCUGGAAUGAUAUCACUGGAAUUUGAUGGAGCAGAAUACCUUGUCAUAAUAGGAGGGAGAGGUUCUACACCAACUGUUUACCAUCCUCAGUUUCAAUAUGAUCAACUUAAUGAUGGCGGCGUUCGUACUAAUGAACAGUUACUUUAUAAUGUGUCCACUGGACAAUUCACUGUUCCAUCUGUCAGUGGACAGUGUUGUCCACCAACUAGUAGUUUCAUAAUUGAGAAGAUUACUACUACUGGUAACAGAGGAGUAAUGUUUGGAGGACGAGUGACUGUUAAUGGUGAUCUGAAUACAGCUACUAACAGUGUUUACAUAUUCAGUGUGACACAUAGUAUCAUAAACUGGGAGAUACUGAAACCAGGAGCAAUACCUAAUGAGGGACUGUGGCCUAUGGAGAGAUAUUGUCAUGCUAGUGCUAUUAUCAAUGGUGACUCUACCUCACCUACACUAGUAGUGAUUGGUGGAAAGGAUAAGAAGAAUCAACUAGUUAAUGAAUGUUUGUUAUUUGAUAGUAUCACUACUGGUCAGUAUAGUUGUAGGAAGAUUCCUCUACCUGAAUCUGUUACUGGUAGAUACGCUCACUCACUCACAGCAGUCACAAUGUCACCACACUGUGUGUGGCUAGUAAUUGUUGGAGGAUGUAAAGAGUUUGAAUGGAAAGAUGUUGGAGGAGGAAAGGAGGAACCAUGGGUUACAUAUAUCAAUGAUACUAAUAGACUAACAAUGAUAAUUGGAUUAGUAUGUACAUUAUUUGUAAAUUUCAGUUCCUAA